AAUGAAAACAAAGCGACAUUCGCGAAGUUUCUAAUAAGGGACUUGGAAAUAGGAAGGGUUUCUCUCAGGGUUUUUUAUUGGCGCUCUAAGCUCCUGAAGCCUCUGAAGUCUGUCCGUUAGAGAACUCACUCCAGAAUAAAUGGCAUUCGUUUCCACAGUUCGACGAGUUCUUAUUGGAUCAUCCUCAGCUUCUCCUACCCUCCAGUCGCGUCUCUUCUAUUCAACGCUCACUUCUCCUAAGCUUUUCAUCAGCGGCCUUUCAAGACUAACAACAGAUGAGAAGCUAAAAGAGGCAUUUUCUCCUUUUGGCCAGCUCGUUGAAGCAAAAGUGGUAGUAGAUCGAGCAUCUGGAAGAUCGAGGGGAUUUGGUUUUGUCUCAUAUACAACUAUAGAAGAAGCUGAAAAAGCCAGAGAAAACAUGAAUGCCAAAUACUUGGACGGAUGGGUAAUUUUUGUUGACCCUGCAAAGCCAAGGGAGCAGAGACCUCCACCUUCACCAGUACAAGAGCCUACUGAUACUGGUUACAGAACAAACAAGACAAUUGGGUGGUGUGGGUGAUCACAUAUUUGCAUUGCGUUCUGAUUUCAUUGUAGUGGAAGUUACCUUAGCUGAACCAUGUGGCAAAUGCAAAUUAUUUUCCUCCUAUUAAGAUUUCUUCAUAAACAGCUGAAAUUGAUCCUGAAGAAUACAGUGAUUUGUGCUGUAAUUGCAGCAACUUUGGACCGAGUAUAGAAAAAGAUCAUUAAUGUUCCCUCUACGGUGCAAAUGGUAAUUGGACACAAAUUAAGACUAAUCCUUCUAAUGGGAAUAUGCGAGGUUGAUUUAAUUGCAAAUGACCUUUUGAUAUGUGAUCUAGUAAACAAUAUGAUUCUCUUGAUUUUGAAUUAGAGUCAUUGAUCUCAAUUUGUCACUGUAUCUUCGUUUUUUGUAUGUCUUAUUGGCCAAUAAACCCAGCUAAGGAUGCAAUAAUAUACAAAAACUUACACAAA
Molecule: messenger RNA, 990 nt
Organism: Jatropha curcas
Lineage: Eukaryota; Viridiplantae; Streptophyta; Magnoliopsida; Malpighiales; Euphorbiaceae
Product: RNA-binding (RRM/RBD/RNP motifs) family protein
Molecular function (GO): RNA binding
Source: RefSeq, a predicted model, not a curated record